Messenger RNA from Pteronotus mesoamericanus, 3847 nucleotides. RefSeq names its product zinc finger protein 623 (gene ZNF623). The record is from RefSeq and is a predicted model, not a curated record. The transcript has 2 exons. The coding region runs from base 224 to 1741 and encodes 505 amino acids. Lineage: Eukaryota; Metazoa; Chordata; Mammalia; Chiroptera; Mormoopidae.
UCAGUUGCCUCUCUCACACCCCCAACCGGGGACCUAGCCUGCAGCCCCGCCAUGCGCCCCAACCGGGAAUCCAGCUGAUAAACUUUCAGUUCAACGGACGAUGCCCAGCCCAGUGAGCGACACGUGUCAGGGCAAGAUUGCUGAUUUUGGGAUUCCAAUGUAGAACUAGUGACAAGAAGGUGACUCAGGAGCCUGAAUUUCUGAUGGAAAUCCACACACGACAAUGUCAGAAACACUCACAGUGAUGGAGCCCCCCACCCCUGAGUCUGAGUCUGUGGGGGUCUCUGAACCUGGAAUAGGGGGGCUGUUGGGAAACCUGGAAGGGCAGAGCCUUCAGAGCUCCUUGUCUCAAGAGAGAAGUUUCAAGCAGGUGACAGUUACGCACUGGAAGAUCCAGACAGGAGAGGCAGCCCAGGUGGGCAGUGAAUCAGGAGGAGGUCCCGCUCUGGGCUCCAACCUCCUCAUACUUCAGAGAGAGCUUAUAGGAGGGGAAGCCCACCCAUGCGAGACCUGCGGCAAAAGCUUCCCAUUUACUUCGGACCUAAUUAGACAUCAGAUUUCUCAUACUGGGGAGAAACCUCACAAAUGCGACCAGAGCGGGAAAAGCUUCAGCCAGAGCUCCCACCUUGCCGAACACCAGAAUGUCCACACCGGAGAAAGACUCUAUGUGUGUAAUGCUUGUGGGAAAGACUUCACUCACUAUGCGGACCUCAUUGAGCAUCAGCGAGCACACGCAGGAGAAAAGCCGUUCAAGUGCGCUCAGUGUGGGAAAGGCUUCUGUCACAGCUCGGACCUGAUUCGACACCAGCGCGUUCACACCCGGGAGAGGCCUUUUGAAUGCAAAGAAUGCGGGAAGGGCUUCAGUCAGAGUUCCUUACUCAUCCGACAUCAGAGAAUUCACACAGGAGAGAGACCCUACGAAUGUAACGAAUGCGGGAAAUCCUUCAUUAGGAGCUCAAGCCUUAUUCGACAUUAUCAGAUCCACACAGAAGUGAAACAGUACGAAUGUAAGGAAUGCGGAAAGGCCUUCCGUCACCGCUCAGACCUCAUUGAACAUCAGAGAAUUCACACUGGAGAGAGGCCCUUUGAAUGUAACGAGUGUGGGAAAGCCUUCAUUCGGAGCUCCAAGCUCAUCCAGCACCAGAGGAUCCACACUGGAGAGAGGCCUUACGUUUGCAAUGAGUGCGGGAAGCGCUUCAGCCAGACAUCAAACUUUACUCAGCACCAGAGAAUCCACACUGGAGAGAAACUCUACGAAUGCAAUGAGUGUGGGAAAGCCUUCUUCCUGAGUUCAUACCUUAUUCGACACCAGAAAAUUCACACUGGAGAGAGGGUAUACGAAUGUAAGGAGUGUGGGAAAGCUUUUCUCCAGAAAGCUCAUCUCACUGAACAUCAGAAAAUUCACACUGGGGACAGGCCCUUCGAGUGUAAGGACUGUGGGAAGGCCUUCAUCCAGAGCUCCAAGCUGCUUCUCCAUCAGAUCAUCCACACCGGGGAGAAGCCCUACGUGUGCAGCUACUGUGGGAAGGGCUUCAUUCAGAGGUCCAACUUCCUUCAACACCAGAAAAUUCACACUGAAGAGAAACUCUAUGAAUGUAGUGAGUAUGGGAAAGAUUUCAAUUCUACCCCAAACUUUAAAAAUAAUCAAGGGGUUCACCAAGAGGGACUUCCCUUGAGUAAGGCCCCCAUACAUUUGAGUGAGAAAUCUGUCAGUCCGGGGGAGCAUACAGGCAGCUCAUGAAGUUAACUAUCCUCCAACUCAGUGAGUGAUGUUUGGACGGGGGGCCAUGAGUCCUCAUUCAGUGUCUUUGGACGUGUUGGCGCGUCCCAAAGGCACAGGUGGGGCAGCUUUACGCGUGGGCUGCCAUCUGCUGUUUGCAGCAGUGCAGGACUGCUGUCCUCAGCUAGGAAUGCGUGUCCCUGGGAGGGCAGCAAGACUGGACAGCUGACUCUGAGCUGGAGCAGUUUGGGGCCUGAAGCUAGGUCUGGAAAAAGAGUUCUGUACUUGAUUGAACAAUUACAGUUCAUCCCCGAGUUAAAUCCCUUUAAAGGAUACAUUUGUCUAAUCUUAUUCCUUUAAAGAGUAUGAUGUAGCAAAUGUUGAUCUAUCAAAAAGGCAAGUUGGAGAACUCUUUAUUUAAAACCAGUUUGGUUCCCUGGGGUCCUUAGGAUACAUUCUAAGCUCCCUCACUUGCAUCCAUCCUACGGGUUUGCACCCCGGGGCCUUGUCUCCCACCACUUAAUCCCUGCCCCGGAGUCGGUGUUACAGGAGCGCUGACUGACGCUCCCCGUGGCCUGGCUGCCCCUGCCUCCUGGCCUCUGCCUGUCUGAAUGCGCUCCUCUCCUCACCUGGUUAACUCCUCAUGGUGAGCCAGGACUGACUUUGGUGUUUUCUCUCUCUCUCUUUCAUUAUUACACUGCUGAUGGGAGGACAGCUGUCACAUCUCAUUGAUUUAUUUUUCCCUGGCAUCUAGCAGAGACUAAUAGAAACCAAACCCCAAAUCCAUGUAAAUGGUGACUCUCCAGCUUUGUCCCUUCUGUACUGCUAUUUCCAAACCUUUGGAUUUUGUCGUUGUGUUGUAUCUACUGGUCUUCUGGAAAUAUAUUUGUUAUUUGCCUGGUUGGUGUCUCCUGCUCUUCCUGAAGCCAGAAGUCGCAAGCAAGGGCCAGUGUGAGCCCAGUGUCCUUGUUGCUGCAGCUAGAGCUCAGCCAUGACCUUGGGAAGCCUGGCCUUCACUAGCGGUCAGUGCAUCUUUCUGGCGCGUUCCAGUGCACCACGUAACUUCUGUCUCAGCAGUUCCAGGAUUAACUCACCUCUUCUUGUCACUUUGUCCUGCUCUUGGGCUCAUUGUGUCAUUUACUUGGAAAUGUAUUGACCCGUAAGGACCAGCGCGAAGUCCUGGGAAAACUGAUGAGGACACCGACCAAACUGAGGCCAUUCCAAGUCUGGUAGGUGUAACCAGUCACAGCACACCACGCAAGUGCAGAAGGAGACACCUGUUCCCACCUGUGCGGGCGCUUAGGCAAGGUGGUGACUAGUGUAGCAGGGAAGAUCUGGGGCAGCUUCUCCGAAGAGGUGGCAUUUGAACUGAUCUACAGAGAUAAGUAGACAUCUGUCUGUCAGGGAAGAAGGAACAAAAGAGGAAACGAGCAGAAAUGGGCUGUUGCAGAUUCCACCUUUGGUCGAGCUGUUCAAAAGCAGGCAAGUUUUUUUGCACAGUGGAUAACUGUCUUAAGCGAGACCAUUUCCUUUUCCAAACAUUAACCAAAAUAACCAGUUUUGAAAUUGUAUAAAACAACUUUUUGUUUUUGCCCAUAAAAACAUAUUUUGAGUUCCUAGCAAAUCCCAGCAGCCCUAGACGACUUCGGGCAGUCAGUCACGCGCACAGGGCCUCCGGCCUGCUGUCCCGGGGACGCGCCACUGGGGCUGUGGACGCGGGUGUUACCAGAUUGUUCAGUCAGAGUUGCCGAGGUCCAGCUUCCAAACAGUACAACGCCUCUUCUGAGUGGACAGAGUUUUAACAUGCGCCCAAAAGCUCCCUUUUGCCCUUCCUCAGCGAAUCCCACACCAGCCCCAAGUGACCAUCGUCAGUGUAGAUGAGUUUUGCUUGUUCUAGGACUUCCUAAGUGGGUGCGUAUAGUAUGUCAUCUUGUGCGUCUGACUUCUUUCACUCGGGCAUGUUUUAAAGACUCACCCCAGUGCACUUACGUGUUGCAGUAGCUCUUUCUCUUUGCUGAGUAAUAUUGGAUUGUAUGGAUAAACCAUCACUUACUGUUCAUCUGUUGAUAGAAAUUUGUGUGUCCACUUUGGAGUGUUAUGAAUAAAACUGCUAUGAGCAUUUGUGUA